Microbotryum saponariae is the source of this 1700-nucleotide messenger RNA. NCBI's taxonomy places the organism in Eukaryota, Fungi, Basidiomycota, Microbotryomycetes, Microbotryales, Microbotryaceae. The record is from the annotation of a GenBank genome assembly.
AUGCUCCCCAGUGUGCUUCGACGCCCUUUCCGCAUCCCAGGUUCUACCGCUUCCUUCCUAACUCGCAUGUCGUCGUCGUCGUCCUCCGCAUCGUCGCCCACGCCUCUGCUGGUCACGCCGUCCCAAGUGCGCGAGCUGCUGUCCAAGCAGUCGAGGAACCAAGUGGUCGUGCUCGAUGCGUCAUGGCAUAUGCCUAACCUGGACCCACCUAGGAACGCGUACGACGAGUUUAGGAACAAGAGGAUUGCGGGGGCGACGUUUUGGGAUCAGUGAGUUGGAGUGGAGCGUGGUCUCGAUUCUGCGAGGGGAUGAUCGGCCAUAAAUUGUCAGCGAUCGAUCUCCGAGAUGGGUCGGUGACCGUGGACCGACCGAGGACCGAGGAUCGCAAGGAGGAAGGAGCGGCCUCGACUUGAUCGCGGAUGACUUGACCCGUGAGGCUGGUUCGAGACGGAAUGUACUGAAUCGAUAACUCCACCCGAUUCAGUGACAUCAUCUCGACCAAAUCGGACCCACCCGUACCGCACAACCUCCCCUCGCCCUCGCUCUUCGCCGACGCCUGCUCGCGUCUCGCCUUGAGCCCCUCCCAACACCUCAUCUUCUACGACACCUACGGUGUGUUCUCAUCCCCACGAGCGCUCUACACCUUCAAAGCCUUUGGUCACGAUAAGGUCUCCAUCAUGGAGGGUGGAUUGCCCCGUUGGAUCGCGGAAGGGAACCCCGUCGUUUCGACCCCACCUAAACCGAUCAACGUCCAUGAACAACACGAUGACAGGGAGGCCAGUUGGGGCCCAAUCAUGUCCGAGUUGCUGUACCGUAAACGACCCCAGGUUGAAUCUUACUUUGUGAGUUGCGGUGGCGAGUUUAUCUGUUGAGUGGCAGGAUAUUCCGACCAUUACCCGAGGGAAACUGCGGGCUCGUUGGGACGAGUGGGGGCAGGGUUUCAGGCUGGGAAACUGAUGCAAUCUUGCAAUCUUGCAAGCGAGUGUUAAAACUGACCCCUGCUGGUCCGCAUCGUACAGAUUGCCGACAUUGAAGAACACUUUACCGAAUACCCCGAACCUCAACUAGAUACCUCGGUCGUGCGCGACAACGCCGAAAUCGUUGCUAAUGCCGACAAGGGGGACCCGAGCGCUUCGGCCGACGUCGACUAUGUCUUGGAUGCUCGACCGGCUGGGAGGUGGGUUUCAUGCUCCUCCGCGGUCACAAAUAACGGAAUGAAAACUGUCGUGUGUGCUUAGACUUUGCUCUGUCGUUGUGCAGGUACCACGGCACGGACCCUGAACCCCGAGCCGGGCUCUCCUCAGGUCAUAUCCCUCAUUCCCUGUCCCUCCCCUUCGGCACCUUACUCUCCCCCAAAUCCUCUACCGAUCCUUCUUAUCAGACCUAUCUCCCCGCUGAGGAACUUGAGGCAAAGUUCCGAGAAGCGUUGGGGCAGAAAGGAUGGGAAUCGAUCAAGAAGGGGGAGAGGAGCUUGGUAACGAGUUGUGGGAGUGGGAUGACGGCUGCGGUCGUUUGGUUGGGGUUGAAGAUUGUUACCGAGGGGAAGGCAAGAGGGGCCGUUUAUGAUGAGGUGAGGUCGUGGAGAACCUAAGGCGUCAUGUUGAGCGCAGGUCUUGCAGAGCUAACUGGACUUGUUUCAUUUCAAACAGAGUUGGACAGGGUACGCCGCUCGUGAAGGCGCAAAGAUCGAGAAGAGUUAA